Molecule: messenger RNA, 795 nt
Organism: Diorhabda carinulata
Lineage: Eukaryota; Metazoa; Arthropoda; Insecta; Coleoptera; Chrysomelidae
Exons: 3
Coding region: 67-795 (242 amino acids)
Biological process (GO): sensory perception of taste
Cellular component (GO): membrane
Source: RefSeq, a predicted model, not a curated record
GUUACAUAUUUAUACAUCAGCGAAUUCGAAAAAAAUCAAGCUUUCUUUUUUAUUUUUUGGAACACAAUGCAGAGUUUGAUGUGCGUUGAAUGUUUAUACAUCAUUUACAUCGCGAAUUUGCUUGAAAAAAGAUACAAUUUUAUAAGCUUUAAACUAAACGAUGUGAUUAAUAUCAGUGAUCGUAGGAAUAAAUGUUUACUGGUUUAUAAAAUAGUCAAGCUUUUGAAGAUUUGCUUCAAAAUUAUGGAGAAAGCUAAUAUUAUUUUCGGUUUGCAAUUCUUUACCUUUGUAGUAGUUGUCAUGGUGGAUGGUUGUUAUACUAUUUCCUUCUCCGUUUAUACAGAUGCCGAUAUUGAGACAAAACUGAUGGCCGUAAUAGGUGAUUCCAUAUACUUGGUAUAUUUAUUAGCAGUCAUAAUCGCCUGUAAUAAUUUGGAAAAAAGUGGUUAUAACGUUGUCGACAAAUUUUAUGAACUGGCCAGUAAGAAAAUCAACAAGGACAUCAAGAAUGAUUUACUACUAUGUGCCGAUUACGCAGCAACUUGGAGGCCUGUUUUUUCUGCAGCUGGAUUUUUUGAUAUUAGGCAAACAAAUAUAAAUAUCCUACUCUCUAAUAUGAUAAGUUAUCUCAUUGCUACUGUACAAAGUAAAAAAGAGGAAGUACUUAAAAUACCCAAUCCCAAGACAAAAAUAGAGAAUUUUACUAUUUUCGUAUUCUCGGUAACUAGUCUAGAAUACAAGUUCAAAAAAGUGAAAAAUAGAAAUAAAGUUCCUAAAGAUAUGAAGGAUGGUUAA